Thrips palmi is the source of this 1355-nucleotide messenger RNA. RefSeq lists its product as uncharacterized. The transcript has 7 exons. Lineage: Eukaryota; Metazoa; Arthropoda; Insecta; Thysanoptera; Thripidae. The record is from RefSeq and is a predicted model, not a curated record. Bases 7 to 1299 code for a protein of 430 amino acids.
GUCAAGAUGCUGGGCCGCACACGCGCCAGCCGCACGGCAGCCAACGACCCAGGCGUGCCUGUCCGAGUGGUCCGUAGCAGCGCUCCAGAGGCCGGGCUAGCGCUCACAUCGGGAGACCCGGGAGGGGACCCGGACGCCGGGCCACCGCCGCGGAGGACCGCGUCAGAGACCCUCGCCGUCAACGUCAACACCGCCGCGAGCGACAGCGACAGCCACAGCAUCCUCAGCACGGCGUCUUCCGGCUACAGGUUCGUUGAUCCAUCUGAGCAAGGCCGGUUCAAAGCCAAAGACCUCGGGCCCUUUUGCGAACAACUGGAUCGUUUGCUGGACUACAUACAUUCCACGGCUGAUCUGAAUCACGUCAUGUACACCUAUCCAAGCAAAUUGCAGGAAUUAUUAGAUACUCAAGCACUGGAAUUGAGGGCAAUCCACCGAGAGGCUCGAGCUGCUCAUGUAAGGAUUCAACAGGUGAAAAACCAACGCAAAGCUGUUCGAAAAGAAUGCCGAGCAAUGGAUAAAUCUCUUGCAGCCAUAAAAGAGGAGGAAAUAAAAGAGAUGGAAAAUUACAUUGCUCUCUAUGACAAAGCAUUGAUUACACGCUGGGAAAAGAUUCGUAGUUCUUCACAAGAGGAUGUGGUUGACAGUUUCAUCCAUGAUAUAAAGGGAAAGCAGAAGGCCUUGGAAUAUUUGCAUACUCUUUCAAGCAACAAGCUGAAACAGCUUCAGAACAGCCAUAACUCAACAGAAGAGUCAAAACCAGUCAGCCUUGCAUUGAGGAGGUUAUCAGCCAGCAGUGGAGGUCGUAGUAAUACAGGACGGUGGAGAAAUAAACAUCACGAGAGGGCAAUAAGAUCUCCAGCAGCAAAUGUGCCCCAAGAAGCAAAUCCUCCACUACCGCCACCAAUCAAUCUGACUCUAGUUCCCGCCUUAAAUGGGAAUGAAGGCACUAUCAGACUAUCUUCAACAAGUGUCUUAGGAUCAGCGAGCAGCAGCUUUCUCCAAACCAACCCACCUGCUGUGAUCAAUACACAUUUAUCAAGCAACAGUAGCAGUCCACUAACAAUUAGUAGCCCAGAAAGAAGAUCAAUUUUGCAGGCUUUGUUCAGUGACAUACAACAUCCUGGCACUCAUGACAAUCUACCAAUCAAUGCAGUGAUGCCACGCCUAGUCAAUACAGCAUCAGCAGGUGCAGCAAGACUUAGAGGACGAGGUGGAACAGAUAAUCAAAAUGCAAACGUUUCAGGAAAUUCUGAAAAUGGUAAUGACAUUGAGCUGUACAACCUGAAUGAUGCACCAUAAUGCACCAGGUCUUGAAAAAUUUACUUAAUAAUAAUAAAAAAAGGAAAACCUGAAAA